AUGGGUUCAAGCGCCCACUCCCACGCCCGAUUGAUUUUCCAGGAAACGGACGAGGCGGAUAAUCCCACAGUCACCUACAUCUAUUCUGACCAGAAGGCGCAAAAGUCGGCUUCCUCGGGUGGAAGGCUCGAUGUUCUUAGCACAACCUCGGACUCUUCAUUAUGGUCUACAAGACCGCUCAUCACGUACCUGAGUGAUGUGUUUCUCCCCUCGGGCUAUCCCCAGAGUGUGAGCGAUGACUAUCUACCAUAUCAAAUAUUUGACUCCCUCCAAGCGUUCUGCAGCUCAAUAGCAGGGCUUCUCUCCUCCCGCGCAGUUCUCCAAGGAGUCGGCGUCGGUAACGCAGACGCCUCCCCAACAUCCGCCCUCCUUCUCCACAUCCUCCAAGACACAUCCGGGCGUAUCGCAACGAUCCUCUUCGCCCACCGUGUCGGCACAGCCCUCGAGCCAGAAUGCAAGACCUACCGCCUCGCCGCGGACGUCUUCAAUGACUUCGCCAUGAUCCUGGACUGUCUGUCACCCAUGGUACCGGCGGGCGUUAUGCGAGUAUCGAUUCUUAGUGCGGCGGGCGUGUUGCGUGCUUUGUGUGGUGUUGCGGGGGGAAGUUCAAAGGCUAGCUUGAGUGCGCAUUUUGCUAAGUGGGGGAAUUUGGCAGAACUUAAUGCUAAAGACUCGUCGCAAGAGACCGUUAUCUCGCUUGUGGGGAUGCUGGUCGGCUCCGUGGUCGUCUCACACGUCACAGGCUUCACAACAACCUGGAUAGCCCUACUCACGUUACUAGCCCUCCAUCUCAGCCUCAACUACGCGGCCGUCCGCUCCGUCCAAAUGACAAGUCUAAACCGCCAACGAGCCAACAUCGCCCUCUCAGCACUCCUCGAGUCCGACUCAAAAAUAGGCCUACACCAUAGCACCAUUGCUAAGGAACCAGACUUCGAUUCUCCAACAGAAUUGACAGUCCUCACCCCGGCACAAGUCUCCUCCCAAGAACGCAUCUUCCACCGUGCCGACGCUCUGCAAUGGACAUCUCCUACCCAGGGGUCAACGAGGUUCCUAGGAAGUGCCGAGAUAGGUGUCUCGCUCGAUACAUUCUUCAAACAUGCCCAGCGCUACAAUGAUAGCACUUCCCCAAGUAUAACAAGCGGGGGUAGCGGUCCAUCCAUCAAAACAACCCUGCAAAUGCAAAACUUAGCAUCCAUCUUCGAGCACGAACCAUAUAUACUCUUCCUCUUCCCUCUUCAGGGAGGGUCGACCGCGACAUGGCACGCCUCCAUCCUACUGAAGAAAGGGUGUACCGUGACCGGACAGCUGAAAGCGUGGGCACAUGCGCUUCUUACGGCGUGCGCUUUGUCCAAGUCUCACUCGCCGUCGAGCAAGGAGACCCAUGCGCCAGCCCGGGACAGCCUGUAUGUCUCGGGUGUUGUGGCGGAUGUGUUGGAUGUUUUGAAUCAAAGGGAUCGGUUCAAAGGGUAUUUGGGUGCUUUGGAGAGGGCUGGGUGGGAUGUUGAUGUUGGGGCGUUGGAGACGAGGGGUGGGAGGAGGGUAAGUCUCCGUUAA
This is a messenger RNA of Penicillium brasilianum, 1554 nucleotides long. NCBI's taxonomy places the organism in Eukaryota, Fungi, Ascomycota, Eurotiomycetes, Eurotiales, Aspergillaceae. The record is from the annotation of a GenBank genome assembly.